GGCUCGCAGUGCAUUGUGGGCACAGAAUCGUCCGUCCGCCAUCGCUGUCUUUGGAGCCGGUGAAGGAGAGGCGCAAACAUGAGAGGAAUCCGUUCUUUUAACAGCAUCCCCAAACGGUGUUAUGCUGCUAGAAGAAGUGGUUCCUUGACUGAACCUCUUGCUUUGAGAAAAACAUCAGCAGCCCCUCUCACCCCACAAAAUGUCCAGGUUUCCAAACUUCCAAAUGGACUUGUCAUUGCGUCCCUGGAGAACCAUUCACCCAUGUCCAGUGUUGGUUUGUUCGUUAAAGCUGGAAGUCGCCAUGAGACUGUGGAAAACCCUGGAGUAGCUCAUGUAUUACGUCUAGCAGCAAAUCUGACUACAAAAGGUUCAUCUGCCUUCAAGAUCUGUCGCGGUGUAGAAGCUUUAGGUGGUAGUCUAAGUGUAACAUCAACACGAGAAACCACGGUCUACACUGCACAAUGCUUGAGAGAUGACGUACCUUCACUUUUGGAGUAUUUAAGCGACGUGACCACAGCCCAAGAGUUCAGACAAUGGGAGCUGGAAGAACUAACAACAAGAGUUAAGAUUGAUAAAGCUAUGGGCCAACAGUCUCCUCAGAUAGGUGUGAUGGAGAAAUUGCAUGAAGUUGCGUACAAAAAUGCCUUGUCCCAUUCCCUGUACUGCCCUGACUUUAUGGUUGGACAUGUGUCUCCUAAAGAGAUGCAUGCAUUUGUUCAAGCUAAUUUCACAACUGGCAGAAUGGCUCUCGUUGGACUAGGUGUCAAUCACUCAGUUCUUAGGCAAUUGGGGGAGGGGCUCCUCAGUUCCCGCAGUGGGCCUGGGGCUCCAGUGGCUCUUGCUGCGUACCGUGGGGGUGAAGCUCGGAUGCACAGCCGUGAUGACCUGGUGCACUUGCUGGUGGCCAGUGAAGGUUCCGCUGUUGGGAGUGCACAGGCUAAUGCAUUCAGUGUUCUGCAGCAUGUACUUGGAGCUGGCCCACAUGUGAAGAGGGGCUCAAAUAUCACCAGUAAACUGAGCCAGGGCAUCGCCAAAGCCACAUCACAGCCGUUUGAUGCAACUGCUAUGACUGCUUCCUACUCUGAUUCUGGCCUGUUCGGAGUAUAUACUAUCUCACAAGCUGGUGCUGCAGGAGAGGUGAUCAAAGCAGCCAUUUCUCAAAUAAGAGAUGUGGCUGAGGGUAAUGUAGCAGAUGCUGAUAUUGACAGAGCAAAGAACCAGGUAAAGGUGGAAUAUUUGAUGUCCCUUGAGGACUCUGAUGGUCUCCUGCAGGAGAUCGGGGCUCAGGCCUUGAUGACUGGGACUUACCAGGCUCCUGACACUGUCCUGCAGGCAGUUGGAGCUGUCACACCAGAAGAUGUGGUCAAGGCUGCAAAAUCCUUUGUGGAUGGCAGGAAAACUAUGGUCGCCAGUGGACUCCUUGUCAAUACACCAUUUGUGGAUGAAUUAUGAAAUUUUUAACACGAGUCUGUCUACUUGUUCAAAUUCUCAUCCUCAACUGAAAGCAGCAGUCAUGUGCAACAAAUCAUUCACUGUCAAAAAUGGAUUUUGUCCAGGAAUAAUCCCAUUUGUGAUGCUGGAGUUAUGCAAUUUAACUUUGGCACUUUCUAUUUUCACUGUAUCUAUGUAAAUUAAAGUAAAAUUAUAACAUCUACCAAAAA
Molecule: messenger RNA, 1661 nt
Organism: Periophthalmus magnuspinnatus
Lineage: Eukaryota; Metazoa; Chordata; Actinopteri; Gobiiformes; Gobiidae
Product: cytochrome b-c1 complex subunit 2, mitochondrial
Exons: 14
Coding region: 79-1452 (457 amino acids)
Cellular component (GO): mitochondrion
Molecular function (GO): metal ion binding
Source: RefSeq, a predicted model, not a curated record